CAAGUUGCUCUACAGCAUGAUGUAAAUCUCUACUAAGAAGUAAUACCUGUUGAAUUCAAUGGGAUUAACUCCCAGGUUUUUAAAAGUGACAGCACUGAUGUGAAGAAAAUAGAGAAAUCAUGAAAUGGUAGAUUAAAAUUAUGUCUGCUCGACCAGAUCUUGUAUGGUCAUUGACUGCACGACAUGGAGAACCUUUCAGGAGACAUGGACAAUAAUACUUUGAAUUGCUCUAUUAAUCACAACAUACAUCAGACACUAUCACCAGUAAUAUAUAUACUUGUCUUUAUAGUAGGGCUCCCAGCCAACUGUCUCUCCUUGUACUAUGCCUACUUGCAAGUCAAGGUCAAGAAUGAACUGGGCAUCUACCUUUUCAAUUUAACUGUAGCAGACUUGCUUUAUCUUUUCUCCCUGCCUUUUUGGCUCCAAUAUGUUUUGCAGCAUGACAACUGGACCUAUGAUGAACUGUUGUGCAAGAUCUGUGGCAUCCUUUUGUACGAAAAUAUCUACAUCAGUGUGGCCUUCCUCUGCUGCAUCUCAAUUGACCGUUACCUGGCCGUAGUGUACCCUUUUCGCUUCCAUCAGUGUCGGACAAUGAAAGCUGCUAUUAUAGUGAGCAUUGCCAUCUGGACGAAAGAAAUCCUGACUUCUUGGAUAAUUUUUAGACACGGUGAAGUCAGUAAAGAUGCAGAGAGUCAUGUUGUCUGCUUUGAGCAUUAUCCCAUAAAAAACUGGGAACACAACAUAAAUUUUUACCGUUUCACUGCUGGUUUCUUAUUUCCAUUUUCUUUGCUCCUUUUUUCAUAUUAUGGCAUUCUGCGAGUUGUCCACAAGAGUCAUGGCACCCAGACAAAGAAGAAGAUUCAGAUUAAACGUCUGGUUUCAAGCACAAUUUCCAUUUUCCUGAUUUGUUUUGGACCUUAUCAUGUUCUAUUGCUGAUACGCAGCCUCUUUGAGAGAAGUUGUGAAUUUGCUGUCAGAAUCUUUAAUAUUUACCACAUUUCACUUUUGCUGACCACUUUUAACUGUGUUGCAGACCCAGUAUUGUAUUGCUUUUCUAGUGAGAACACAUACCAAGAUUUUGCUAAAAUAGGAAACACCUGCCUAAAGUGUCUGAGAUGUGGACAGAUGGAAACCAAGGAAUCCUAUCCAAUGAGUACUCCAGAAACUGUCAAGAAAAUCAGAGACCAAACUGAUCUAGAUCCAAGGUUGUUAAAUAAACUACAUGUUGUUCAAGUAAUAGAGGAACAAUCACCUGACACUUUUCCUAAAGGAAGAAUGAUGUAAAUGAUGUAAAGUCUCCAUCAAUGCCUUUGCUCACUUCCCUUUUUUAGGGUAUAAAUGUAUAGGAAUUAAGGCAUUCUACAGUUAAAAAUACCCCCAACUGUGCUAUAUUGACAUUUUUUCCUCAUGGGGAAUUCCUUGCUUCCUGUAAAAUAAUUCAGUAAUUACAAAUAAAACUGGCUAGUUAUCUUUUGCAGUUGAUUAUCACUAUGCAUAUUAGCUCCAGUCAUGGAGCACCUACUGUUCUGUUUUCUUAUAGAACUUGUGGAAAUAAAGGAAUUACAAUUCUGCAUUGGUUUUAUGUUCUGCAAGUGACAAAGCAUAACUUGAGAGUUAACUGCUUGUAUUUCAAAAAGUGAAACACAGUACACACUUAAAAACACACAUUUGUCUAUGGCGUAUCAUGUAUAUCAAUCUGUGUAUUUUAUACUUCUGAAACUGACAUUUUUUUAUUUAGUACCAUUUAUCAUUACCACCUAUUAAUUAUAAAAGCAUACAUGGAAGAGUUCAUAACAAAAUGGCACUCUGCAAAGCAUGUCAAUGCCUUUUGUGUUUAUUAAUUAUCUGUGGGCUAUUAAAUGCAUGUGG
Molecule: messenger RNA, 1869 nt
Organism: Pogona vitticeps (central bearded dragon)
Lineage: Eukaryota; Metazoa; Chordata; Lepidosauria; Squamata; Agamidae
Gene: GPR68
Product: G protein-coupled receptor 68
Biological process (GO): cellular response to pH; G protein-coupled receptor signaling pathway
Cellular component (GO): membrane
Molecular function (GO): G protein-coupled receptor activity
Source: RefSeq, a predicted model, not a curated record